CUUGACAUUUAUCGUUGAAUGGAAAUUGAGCGGCAUUUCAGUAACAACACAAGCCAAACAAAUAUUAGAAAUUGUAAAGAAUUGCUAUAAUGACUGAAAAUAAUGGACCCGCAGUGCGAAUGCCAUGGGUGGAAAAGUACCGUCCAAGCGGCUUAGAUGAUUUGAUUUCACACGAGGAAAUAAUAUCAACAAUUAGCCGGUUCAUCAGUCGUAAGCAGUUGCCCCAUUUAUUAUUCUAUGGGCCGCCCGGCACGGGAAAAACCAGCACAAUAUUGGCCUGUGCCAGACAACUUUACUCCCCGCAACAGUUCAAGUCCAUGGUGUUGGAGCUCAAUGCAUCCGACGACAGAGGAAUUGGAAUCGUCCGUGGACAAAUCCUCAACUUUGCGUCCACGCGAACCAUUUUCUGCGACACCUUCAAACUAAUCAUUUUAGAUGAGGCGGAUGCCAUGACCAACGAUGCCCAAAAUGCUCUGCGUCGAAUCAUUGAAAAGUACACCGACAAUGUGCGAUUCUGUGUGAUUUGCAAUUAUCUUAGCAAAAUAAUUCCGGCACUGCAGUCAAGAUGCACUCGUUUCCGAUUCGCUCCUUUAUCGCCAGAUCAGAUGAUGCCCCGACUGGAGAAGAUCAUUGACGCCGAAGCAGUUCAAAUUACAGAGGAUGGUAAGCGUGCUCUUUUAACCCUUGCCAAAGGCGAUAUGCGAAAGGUCCUGAACGUUUUGCAAAGCACCGUGAUGGCGUUCGAUUCGGUCAAUGAGGACAAUGUAUAUACAUGUGUCGGAUAUCCUUUGAGACAGGAUAUUGAACAAAUACUGAAGGCAUUGUUGUCUGGAAACAGCGUGGAGGACUCAUUUAAAACUGUUGAAAAUGCAAAAUAUGCUAGGGGCCUCGCAUUGGAGGACAUUUUAACAGAGUUGCAUUUGUUUGUGAUGAGGCUUGAACUGCCUAUGUCUGUUAUGAAUAAACUUAUUGUAAAGCUGGCUCAAAUCGAAGAAAGGUUAGCCAAGGGAUGCACAGAACCUGCACAAACGGCUGCCCUGGUGGCCGCGUUUUUCAUUUGCAGAGAUAUGGUUUCUUUGGAGAAAUAAAUAUUUAAAAAAAAUUUACUAUUAAAUAAA
Drosophila bipectinata is the source of this 1118-nucleotide messenger RNA. It is a transcript of the gene RfC3, whose product is annotated as replication factor C subunit RfC3. Gene Ontology annotation, molecular function: DNA clamp loader activity; DNA binding; ATP hydrolysis activity. The record is from RefSeq and is a predicted model, not a curated record. Gene Ontology annotation, cellular component: DNA replication factor C complex; nucleus. Gene Ontology annotation, biological process: DNA-templated DNA replication; DNA repair. Lineage: Eukaryota; Metazoa; Arthropoda; Insecta; Diptera; Drosophilidae.